Messenger RNA from Prorocentrum cordatum, 1485 nucleotides. NCBI's taxonomy places the organism in Eukaryota, Dinophyceae, Prorocentrales, Prorocentraceae. The record is from the annotation of a GenBank genome assembly.
AUGCAGGAGGUGAAGACAAACAUGGCCGAAGCAGCGAAUACCGCUAAGCAGGCUAAGGUCACGGCAGACUUGGCCAUGAAAGCAGCGGAUAUGAUCAAGCAGGAGGACAGCAAAGCACCGGAUAUCGUGAAAUUCAUGGAAGGCGUGCUCGCCGAGGCCAGGGAGGACGUAGAGGAAACUUUCGCAUAUGGGAAGGGAUUUGCGGAACGCGGUGGCGCACGGUUCAAAACGUCUGAGGCCAUGUGGAAACACGUGCGCAAGAAGGCGGGCCAACAUGUUCAUAAGUACAAUGGCCAGAACCUGUACUGCAAUACGGAUUACAAGUACAGGGACCCGACAUCGGAGGAUGCAAAACGUGAGCGGGCGGUCCGGAUGAUGGUGAGGAAGAUCGUCGAGGUCAACGGGGACAUUGGGGCUGCGGUGAAAUACAAGAUCGACACCAAUUACUUCAAAGGCAUUGCGUGGUUCAAGGAUGAGCGGGUGGCAGCAUGGGUAGACGGUAAGAUGGACUUGGUUGGGGCGGGUAUGGUUUGGAAGGACCACUUCGAAAAGCUCUACGCCGCAGAGGUGCAGCAGAUGUUCUUCGAAAGGCGGGCGGCGACGUGCCCGGCCGCCCGGCGGGCAUUUGCGGACUUUUACGAAGCGCUGUACAAGGGCGCCCGCGCGGAGGGCCUGGAAGAGCAGGAGUUGGAUGGCUUGGAGGAACAGCGCAUUUUCCGCAAUGGGCGUGGUUGCGAUGAUGCGGCACACGUGCUGCGCACGGUGGUGGAAAAAUCUGCCGAGCGGGGAGGAGACUUGAGGUUGGCAGCACUUGACGUAGAGAAGGCGAUUGGCAAGGUGCAUCACGACGAACUGUUCGACUCUCUGUUGUCUGCCAAUAUAGACGUCUCUGUCGUAAAGGUGUUGCGCGAGCUUUACCUGGGCACGGGGGCGCGCGAGCGCAGCUGUGGCCAGGCGUGGAGACGGCUCGCCCGCGUCGCCUUCGCUGGCGACGUUAGUUUGGUGGCGCGGUCUUGGCUUUCGCUCGAGAGAAUGGCGUUGGAGUUACGACGUCUGUUGCUGCUUCGUGGCCUGUGCUUGCGCCCCACCAAUUGCGAAGCACAGACGGAUAUCCUGGGCUGGGCAAGACGGGGGGGCGCUGUUUUAGAAGACGGCUUUUCCUUGCAAGUCUUAGAGAAGUCGGAGUGCCUGGAGGCGCUAGGCAGAUCGGCGUCACCCGCGGACCCAACGAAGCCUGAGAUCGAUCACGGGUUGGCAUUUGGGUGGCGGGAAUUCUGGGCUUUGAAGCGCCUGCCGCUCAGCCCGAAUGUCUCGAUCAACAGGCGCCUGCGUCUCUUCGACGCCACGGCGGGCAGCGCAGUACUCCAUGGAUCGCAUUCCUGGACGCCGCGAAACGACGUCGAUUCUUGGACCAAUCAGGCGCUGGACCGGGAUUGGUGGUCAUCCAGAGUCGAGAAUUUCGCCGCGUGGUUCAUGAAGCUAUGA